Messenger RNA from Caenorhabditis briggsae, 1221 nucleotides. Gene Ontology annotation, biological process: G protein-coupled receptor signaling pathway. The record is from RefSeq and is a predicted model, not a curated record. NCBI's taxonomy places the organism in Eukaryota, Metazoa, Nematoda, Chromadorea, Rhabditida, Rhabditidae. The transcript is spliced from 8 exons. Bases 1 to 1221 code for a protein of 406 amino acids. Gene Ontology annotation, molecular function: G protein-coupled receptor activity. Gene Ontology annotation, cellular component: membrane.
AUGAAUUCAACACACGAUCAUCUGAAUAAUGAAACAAAGGCGUUGGCGACUACAGAAGCCACUAUAUCAGAGGAAAUGAUGAGGGAAUGGUUUCAAAGUCAAAUGGGAAAAGGGACUGGAGGGGGAAAAAUACAAGCAAUUGUUCCAUUAGAAGAAGACAUGGAAUGGGCAACAGUCGGUGGUCGAUUCGGCAUGGCAUACAUUGCCUUCGGAAUCCUAGCCAUUCUCGUAAACAUUGUCAUAUUUGUAUGCAUUUGUCUCCGUCGACGCACCACGUCUUCUCACGUCUUCUACAUUAUUAUUCUGAAUUUUUGUAUAAUUGACACUAUCAAAGGAAUAUGCUCUGUUCUUUUUGCUUUGAAACUUCUUACCUUCAACAUGGCAACCGAUGCAUCUAUGUGGACAGUUCGAGUGGAUCAGUAUAGUGGAGUUCUUUUGAGAUUCACCAAUUUAACAACGAUUAUGAAUGUUCUUCUGAUCACCAUGAAUGAAUUCAUCUUCAUUUGCUAUCCGUUAAGAUAUUCUUGCAUUGUUACAAGAUUCCGUGUUCUCUGUGCAAUUGUUUUCAGUUGGUUGAUUGCUUUAAUGUUAACUAUACUCAAUAUGCUAACCAGUACGAGACAACGAAGUGUUAUGAUUGAUACGGAUUGUGAAAAUGAAAGCCUGAUCAACGCUUCAUUCUGUAUCAAACACCAAGAGACUUCUCUUUUUCAUUAUUUUGUCUUUCAUAUGGUUUUGAUUGCUUUCUGCUUGAUCUGCCUUGCAAUCACUGCAAGCUGCUACUUCAUUCUUUUUAGAAUAAUUACGAAACUAGUUCGAGCUGAUGUAAAAUACCAAGUGGAAACUGACCUUCUCCGAGAAGAACAUUCUCAUGGGAAAUCAAUUGCUCGCCGGAAGAAAUACGUUUUGAUGAUUGGAAGUGUCAUUUUGGUGUAUACAGUAUACUUAACAACUUAUGCAGUUAUUCAGGGAAUGCAUCUUGUCAAUAUUACAAGCCGAAGCAAGGGAACUCCAGUUCAUGCAAGAAGUGGUUACAUCUACACCAAAUACACGUGCUACUUGUUCAUUUCUUUCCACUCACUGCUUCAACCAUUAUGCUUUGCGAGGAUGAGAGAAUUCAGAAACAUCCUGAAAAGAACUCUGUUCCCUUGCCUCACAAAAACUGAUCCGAUUUUGACAACAGAUGUCUACAAACGUAACAGUCAACCUACUGAUAUCUAA